AUGCCUGUCAUGGUUCACGGCCUCUGUUUACCGCCGCUGGUCUCUGCAAGUGUGACAAAGAUCAGCGUAGGAUGCGACAAACUCUCGAAGGAGGGGCGGCCUGUGCUCCUGCAGUACUCCAAGGAUGGUGGUGUCACCUGGGCCCUGGUGGAGGAGGGAUGUCCUGCUUCAGCUCUUCACUGUCAUGGUCCCAAGGAACCCAGCGUGUAUCACCCAGGCCACCACGGACCAUGGACUCGAGUCCUGCUUCCUGUUGACCACAGACUGGCCCAAGGGUCAGUGCAGGUCAGGUGGGUGCAGGACAACCCUGGUGAGACUGCAACAGGAGAGUUUGCCCUGCGAGGCCUCUACAUAGGCCCACCCUGCCCCUAUGCCUGUCAUGGUCACGGCCUCUGUACCGCCGCUGGUCUCUGCAAGUGUGACAAAGGUUACAAUGGAACAUACUGCGGCAAGUUCCCGUCGAGGAACCAGGAGUGGAUGGACGACAGCUUCGACAACAGUGAGGUGUCGCCCAUGUGGGAUCGUGUUGAGGGAGGAUCAGUGUCUAUGGGUUGUGGUCCUCACCACACUGGUAAUGUUCUGCUCUUCUCUGGUGAUGGGCCGCGCUUCGCCACCACCGCUCCCAUCGACACCAGAUACAUAAAGUAA
Cherax quadricarinatus is the source of this 648-nucleotide messenger RNA. The record is from RefSeq and is a predicted model, not a curated record. Lineage: Eukaryota; Metazoa; Arthropoda; Malacostraca; Decapoda; Parastacidae.